Molecule: messenger RNA, 998 nt
Organism: Sapajus apella (tufted capuchin)
Lineage: Eukaryota; Metazoa; Chordata; Mammalia; Primates; Cebidae
Product: olfactory receptor 2A5
Exons: 1
Coding region: 29-961 (310 amino acids)
Biological process (GO): G protein-coupled receptor signaling pathway
Cellular component (GO): membrane
Molecular function (GO): olfactory receptor activity; G protein-coupled receptor activity
Source: RefSeq, a predicted model, not a curated record
AGUCCAAUGCAGGUACUGUCACAAGGGCAUGACAGAAAAUCAGACAUGGGUCACAGAAUUCAUUCUCCUGGGAUUUCCCCUUGGCCCAAAGAUUCAGAUGCUCCUCUUUGGGCUCUUCUCCCUGUUCUACAUCUUCACCCUGCUGGGGAACGGGGCCAUCCUGGGGCUCAUCUGGCUGGACUCCAGACUGCACACCCCCAUGUACUUCUUCCUUGCACACCUGGCCAUCGUUGAUAUUUCGUAUGCUUCCAACAAUGUCCCCAAGAUGCUGGCAAAUCUUCUGAACAAGAGAAAAACAAUCUCCUUUUUCCCAUGCAUCAUGCAGAACUUUUUAUACAUGGCUUUUGCUCACACCGAGUGUCUCAUCUUGGUAAUGAUGUCCUAUGAUCGGUACGUGGCUAUUUGCCACCCUCUGCAAUAUUCUGUCAUCAUGAGAUGGAGAGUGUGCACAGUCCUGGCUGUCACUUCUUGGGCAUGUGGCUCCCUUCUGGCCCUGGUCCAUGUGGCUCUCAUUCUGAGGCUACCUUUCUGUGGGCCUCAUGAAAUCAACCACUUCUUCUGUGAAAUCCUGUCUGUCCUCAGGCUGGCCUGUGCUGACACCUGGCUCAACCAGGUGGUCAUCUUUUCUGCUUCCGUGUUCAUCCUGGUGGGGCCACUUUGCCUGGUGCUGGUCUCCUACUCACACAUCCUGGCGGCCAUCCUGAGGAUCCAGUCUGGGGAGGGCCGCAGAAAGGCCUUUUCCACCUGCUCCUCCCACCUCUGCGUGGUGGGGCUCUUCUUUGGCAGCGCUAUAGUCAUGUACAUGGCCCCAAAGUCCCGCCAUCCUGAGGUGCACCAGAAGGUCCUUUCCCUGUUUUACAGCCUUUUCAACCCGAUGCUGAACCCCCUGAUCUACAGUCUGAGGAACACAGACGUCAAGGGCGCCAUGAAAAAAGUGUUGUGGAAACAGAGAUCAAGGUGAGGGAUACCAGGGAAAGUCCAGAGGGUUGAAGAUUUGC